AAAGACAGUCGGCGGCGGCUCCGCCCGGUCACAGUUGCAGGAUGUCGUUCAGCGGAGACACCGCCGCUGGGCCGGAGGCGCCCGGCCAACAGCAGACGACUGCAAGACAGUUCCUGUACGUGGACGACACUGGACCGGAGAGAAAGCUGCGGCUGAAGGAGAAAGUCCUACAGGCCUUCCUAGAGAGUGAUGACGUUUCUGGCAAGCCUGUGGCGGUGAUUUCGGUGGCCGGAGCAUUCCGGACGGGCAAGUCGUACCUAUUGAACGAGAUGUCCCGUUAUCUGACCGCCGAGAACAAGGGGCAAUGGCGUGACGUGAAAAAGGGGAGCUUCACAUGGAAAAAUGGAGCUGACUCUCAUACCAACGGCAUGUUCAUAUCGCCUCCGAUCAAGAUCACUUUGGGUUCCGGAGAAGAGGGUGCUCUCUUUCUUCUUGACACCCAGGGGCUGUUUGAUGAUUCGAACAUGUCUGACGCGACUAACAUCUUCGCACUGAGCACACUUCUCAGCUCAAUGCAGGUAUUCAACCUUCGGGGCGAUUUGAAAAGCGAUGACCUGGACCACCUUCAGCUUUUCGCCGAAAUCGGCAGCAUGGCCAGAGAUCGCUCUGACAGAACAGCGUUCCAGAACCUUCUCUUCCUGAUUCGCGAUUGGGAUCACCCUGAUACAAAUCCGUUCGGUAAACAGGGAGGCGAUGGUCUGGUUCAAACACGUCUGAGCAGUGACAAGGCGGACCUCAAUCAGAGACGCCAGCACAUUGAACAAUGUUUUGCAAACAUCGAAGGGUUCCUCAUGCCCCAUCCGGGAAAAGUAGUGGCCCGCAGCUCGGCCUUUUCUGAUGGCGAUAUUGACGAGGAGUUUGCGACUCAUCUGGACGAGCUGCUGACCCUGCUGCUCUCUCCAGACAAGAUCCCGUUGAAGAUGAACGGCAACCGUCCAGUGACGUGCGGAGAGCUGGCGACACUCAUCAGGAGGUACGCGGAGCUCUUCCAAAGCGGCAAGCUCCCGGAACCAAAGAGCAUUCUCCAGAGCCUCGCCGAAUGGUGCAACACUGCAGCCGUUGAAACUGAGCUCAGCGGCUACGUGAGGAAGAUGAACGACCUACUGGCGAAAGAUGCUCCGCUACUGACCGAAGAAAUCUUCGAGCAAAAGCACAGCGAGGAAAAGUUGGCAGCAAUCGAAGCUCUGAAAAACAGAGACACCGUUCCAGACUACACAAAGUCUGAAGACCAUUAUUGCUCACAACUCGCUGAAAAAAUAGAGCAAUGGCUGGAAUCGGCGCAAAAAAAGAUCACAGAAAGAUGCGCAAACGACAGAGAAAAGGCAAGGAUGGUGAAUGAAAACCUGGUCAGAGAGUGCAUUGAGACAUUCGACGCAUCGAUGCGUGGCUUGGAAGGUGACGAACUACUCGGGGAAAAUAAAAUAAAGCACAGGUACUUCGAAGCAGAGAGGGUUGCGAUAGAUCACUUCACACAGAGAAUGAUUUCUUUGGGAUCGUACAAACCAACAGAUUUCAAAUACAAGCUGGAAGCGAGUUUGAAAGAGAGGCUCGGCCGAAUGUUGGCAAGAGACGAGGACUUGUCGAACAUGGCGAAAGUGGAAGAGCACUUCCUCAAGUACAGAGCUCAAAUGGAAACACUUCUAGCUGACGGAGCCCCGAGCCUGGACAGAGGUAUUUUGGAAGGUCAGCACGACAAGGAACUACGCUUGGCUCUGUCAGCCUUGCAACCACGGAUUAGCGUGAAACAUUCGACUAACUCCGAAGGCCACUACUCUGAACGCCUUGAGAGCAAGGUACUGGGAUGGUUCCAAGCGUCACAAGAACGGUUCCGCGAGAAGUUCAACCAGGACAAAAUGAAGGCAGAUGAGGUGAACUGUGCACUUGCGACAGAGUGCUUGGCGUCAUUUAAACACACACUUACUGCUAUAAAAAGAGACCAGGCUGCCAACAAAACGGAGAUGCAAGAAGCAAUGGAGGUUGCCGAGCAGAACGUCAUGCAGCGAUUCGAAUGUGAAGUGGUUACCUUUGGUUCGUACAACGCGGAGGAAAGAAGGCAGCAGCUGCUCAACAACAUCAAGGAUGCCAGUCUGAAGAUUCUGGAAACAGAUGACGAAAAGUCGAACUCGGCAGUAGUCAGGGACCUAUUAAAACAGUACAGCAUGACAUUGGUCCAACUUCUAGCUGACGAGUCACUCAUUAAUAGUGAGCUCAUCACGCAAACUCACUCACAGGCGAAACAAAAUGCGCUGUAUGCACUGAAAGGCAGGCUCAGCUUGCAGCAUUCCACGAAGACAAAAUGUGAGUACUGGCAUGAGCUUCACGAAGAAAUAGACGAAUGGUUCAUCAAAUCCAAAAAUAUAUUUGAAGACAAAUGCGAAACGCAGAACGUAAAUGUGGCUACCAACGCUCUCGAUGAGUUUUUUGAGAGUUUUCAAAAGAAACUACCAGAGGUAGAGGAGAACGGCUAUUUCAGCAGUCGCGAUGAAGAAAAAAAUAUUGUCCUGUUGGACUUCUCCAACCAAGCAGCGUCUUUCGGCAAUUACAGUGCUGCGGGCAUAAGAAAUCGACUCGACGAGAUACUGGAUUUACUAGCGGAUCAGAUGAUCAACAGGGAGAAGGCGCGUCGGAAAGCUAAUUGGCAAAUGAAUUUGGCCAAGGCUGGCUACUUGGCCGGCGCAGCAGCCACUGUAGUGUCCCUCGGAGCACUCGCCGUCGUGGCUGCACCCGUCGCCGUCGGAGCAGCAUUAGUCGGUGCAGGAGCCGGUGCAACUGGUAUGGUGGGGGGAGCCAUUGGUAUAUUUGCAAAUCACACCCCGGAGGACGUCAGGAAGGAGGCAUUUCUGGACUUGAUGCGGAAGAAAGAGGGCGACAAAGAGUCUGACACAGAAGCGAUCAAACGGAUCCUCGCGUUAACCGACAAAGGUUCAGCCAAAGAAGACAAAGACAAAGAAGCAGCCAAAUGAACCAUGGUUGCAAGCCUCGGAGUCGACGGGGUUCUGAAGACUUCAGGAAACAAGCCAUGUGUUGUCUUCAUUUGCUUGUAGUUGACUGACUUGAUUUCCCUUCGUCAUAUGCGACGCUGAUACCACGUGCUUAGGGCGCUCCUGUUGUGCAGCUAUGUCCUGGCAUCUGUCGAUGACCAUGCAGAAAGAGUUGCUGUUGUUUGAAUAAUCAUACGCACUCCGUUCCCGGUUCAUCGUCGGGAGACACAUGUAACGUGUGCAGUGUAGUGCGUCACAUGGUGCUGUGGAUGGCUUCUGGUGAGCCCUCAGCUGCUGUUCAUAAUAACAGAUUAGAAAUGCUUUACGCUUGGGUCUUAGCGAUAGGUGUGUAAAACGUGACGCUAUCUGAUUUUCUGUCAAUGAUGGGAAUCCAAUGCGUAUCAUUCGAUUUUGUUGAAUAUGCGCAGCAGAAAAUGCAUGGAUGGUGCAGGUGUAUGAUGGUGCAAAAAAUAAAGGUAAAUGGCUUAUCA
This is a messenger RNA of Amphibalanus amphitrite, 3472 nucleotides long. RefSeq lists its product as uncharacterized. Lineage: Eukaryota; Metazoa; Arthropoda; Thecostraca; Balanomorpha; Balanidae. The transcript is spliced from 2 exons. Gene Ontology annotation, molecular function: GTPase activity; GTP binding. The record is from RefSeq and is a predicted model, not a curated record. The coding region runs from base 42 to 2963 and encodes 973 amino acids.